AGACUCCCAAACUCUGACCCUCUGAUCGCCACGGUCCCUCUUCUCCUUUCUGAUUAUAUUUCACCCAGAGCCUUCUCCUCUCGGCACCCCCUCCUCGCCCUUACUGUGCCUUGCUUCGUCCCAACCUUUCCCUCGUUACUCCUCCCUUUCACCUGCGUCCCGCGAUCCAGCCCUCCUUCCCCAUUCUUGGCCUCCCUUCCUCAACUGCUGGGCAGUUCGGACGGUCCUCCCUUAUCAGCUAGACUUUCGGAGAGGGAUGGUGGACUUUUAAGGUGGUUAGGAGUGCAGGCUACUACUCUCAUAGUAGGAUAAAGUUCAUUUUAAAGUCUCAAUAUAAAAGUAGAAUGAAAACAAGCUUGUUCUCCCUUAAGGAUAGCCAAACUGAGGUGCGUCCAGUAAUGGAGGAAGGGAGCGAAAAAGAAGUGUGUGUGUGUGUGUGUGUGUGUGUGUGUGUGAGUGUGAGAGGGAGGGAGGGAGAAUGACUGAUUCUACGGUAGGCUUAUGAACUUUAGAAAAAAGAAAAGUUGCUGUGAGCCCGAUGGAAACUUUAGAAGCUGAUGAUGAGUGGAGGCCUGAAUUUUGAUCUGUGUCCUCCCUACAUUAGCUGCCUGAAAGUACUUAAUGAUCACAUGACCCUGGACAUGGAUGCUGUCCUAUCGGAUUUUGUCCGUUCCACAGGAGCAGAGCCAGGGUUGGCCCGAGAUCUCCUGGAAGGAAAGAAUUGGGAUGUGAGCGCCGCCCUCAGUGAUUUUGAACAGCUACGUCAGGUCCAUGCUGGGAACCUACCCCCACCCUUUGGUGAAGGGACUGGUGGCUCCAGGACCCCUGACAAAGGGCUUUCUGAUAGAGAGUCUGCUCGUCCUCCCCGCCCCACCCUACAGCGGCAGGAUGACAUCGUUCAAGAAAAGCGCCUGUCUAGGGGCAUCUCCCACGCCAGCUCCAGCAUUGUUUCCCUGGCCCGGUCCCAUGUCUCCUCCAAUGGUGGGGGUGGGGGGAGCAGUGAGCACCCCCUGGAAAUGCCCAUCUGUGCCUUCCAGCUUCCAGAUCUCACUGUGUACAAUGAAGACUUUCGCAGCUUCAUAGAGAGAGACCUCAUUGAGCAGUCCAUGCUGGUUGCCUUGGAACAGGCAGGGCGUUUGAACUGGUGGGUGAGUGUAGACCCCACCUGUCAGAGGCUCCUUCCUUUGGCAACUACUGGAGAUGGAAAUUGCCUCCUGCACGCAGCCUCUCUUGGGAUGUGGGGUUUCCAUGAUAGGGACUUGAUGCUGAGGAAAGCUUUGUAUGCACUGAUGGAGAAGGGAGCUGAGAAGGAAGCAUUAAAACGACGCUGGAGGUGGCAGCAAACUCAGCAGAAUAAAGAGUCAGGACUGGUGUACACAGAGGAUGAAUGGCAAAAGGAAUGGAAUGAGCUGAUCAAGCUUGCCUCAAGUGAACCCCGCAUGCAUCUAGGUACCAAUGGAGCCAACUGUGGUGGGGUGGAGAGUUCAGAAGAGCCUGUGUAUGAGAGCCUGGAAGAAUUCCACGUCUUCGUCCUUGCCCACGUGCUUAGGAGGCCCAUAGUCGUGGUGGCGGACACCAUGCUGAGGGACUCUGGUGGGGAAGCGUUCGCCCCUAUUCCCUUUGGGGGAAUCUAUCUGCCCUUGGAGGUUCCAGCCAGCCAGUGUCACCGCUCCCCUCUGGUGCUCGCCUAUGAUCAGGCCCACUUUUCUGCACUCGUGUCCAUGGAGCAGAAGGAGAAUGGCAAGGAACAAGCUGUGAUCCCACUUACAGAUUCAGAGCAUAAGCUGCUGCCCUUGCACUUUGCCGUGGACCCUGGAAAGGGCUGGGAGUGGGGCAAAGAUGACAAUGACAAUGUCCGACUGGCCAGUGUAAUCCUGUCCCUGGAGGUCAAAUUGCAUCUGCUGCAUGGCUACAUGAAUGUGAAGUGGAUCCCAGUGUCCUCUGAUGCGCAGGCUCCCCUGGCCCAGCCUGAGUCCCCCACAGCCUCAGCUGGAGAUGAGCCCCGGUCUACCCCCGAGUCUGGGGAAUCAGACAAAGAGUCAGUUGGCAGCAGUUCUGCCAGCAAUGAGGGCAGCAAGCGGAAAGAGAAGUCAAAGCGAGAUCGGGACAAGGACAAGAAGAGAGCAGAUUCUGUGGCUAAUAAACUGGGCAGUUUUGGCAAAACCUUGGGUAGCAAACUCAAGAAGAACAUGGGAGGCCUGAUGCACAGCAAGGGCUCUAAGCCUGGAGGGACAGGAACGGGGUCAGGGGGAAGCAGCGGCACUGAGACACUGGAGAAGAAGAAGAAAAACUCAUUGAAGAGCUGGAAGGGUGGCAAGGAGGAGGCAGCUGGGGAUGGGCCUGUAUCUGAGAAGCCCACAUCUGAGUCCGCUGGUAAUGGAGGGAGCAAGUAUAGCCAGGAGGUGAUGCACAGCCUGAGCAUUAUGCGGAUUGCAAUGCAAGGGGAGGGGAAGUUUAUUUUUGUUGGAACUCUGAAGAUGGGUCACCGUCACCAAUAUCAGGAGGAGAUGAUCCAGCGCUACCUUUCUGAUGCCGAGGAGAGAUUCCUGGCAGAGCAGAAGCAGAAGGAGGCAGAGAGGAAGAUCAUGAAUGGAGGGGUAGGGAGUGGGCCUCCUCCAGCCAAGAAGCCAGAGCCAGAUGGCGGGGAGGAGCUGCUGACUGCCCCUCCAGCAGAAUCCAAGGCAAUGGCAUUCUCUACUGGCUACCCUGGUGGCUUUACCAUCCCUCGGCCUUCUGUGGGUGGAGUCCACUGCCAGGAACCCCGGAGGCAGUUGGCAGGGGGGCCGUGUGUGGGGGGCCUACCACCGUAUGCCACCUUCCCCAGACAAUGCCCGCCUGGGCGACCCUACUCCCAUCAGGACAACAUCCCUUCUCUGGAGCCAGGCAGUCACUCCAAGGAUGGAGUUCACAGGGCUGCAUUGCUACCCCCUCACUUCCGCGUGGCUGAUUCCUAUAGCAACGGCUACAGAGAGCCCCCUGAGCCAGAUGGAUGGGCUGGAGGUCCCCGGGGCCUUCCUUCAACCCAGACCAAAUGCAAACAGCCAAACUGCAGCUUCUAUGGACACCCUGAGACAAACAACUUCUGCUCCUGCUGUUACAGGGAAGAACUGAGGAGAAGGGAACGUGAACCGGGUGGGGAGCUGCUGGUGCACAGGUUCUGAAUGGGGAAACCUCAGUGGCAAGGGGGCUAAACAAAGUUAAGCUCAACUAAUUGGCUUUUAAGACCCAGCCCCCACGUUGUUGGGGCAAAUGCAGUAAUGUUUGUGGGAGCCGGGCUAAAAACUUUUAAAUGUGCGUGUGCUCUGGAGAGCUGCCAGGCUGGCAAGAGCAGGUCAGGGCUGGAUGGUGCCUUGAGGGCUGUACCGGUCCUUUGCCGAUCUUGACCUGACGGGACUGAAAGGGUACAAGGGGGAAAGAUGGUAAUUCUGUGUCAUGACCCCUUGGGUCCAGCCCGGGACCUGAGGGGAAGUAGUAAGGGAAGAUUUGGUGUGUAGGGUGGGGAGAUGGGCAGAAGUCUGGGGGAGGAACAGGCAAAGGAGGUUCUCAGUCAAUAAAUGAAAAAAAACAGACCAAAGUUUUUUUAGGUUGGAAAAAGCACAUGAUGGUAGAGUUGGGAGUGUGGAGGGAUUUGCUGUUGACAUGAACUGAAGUAAAAAUUUAGGGUUGGAUAAAUUCUUCCUCCUGAAGGAUCUGGAAAGACAAGGCAAUAAUAUGUGCUCAUGGGUGCUUAUUAGGAAGGAGGGGGAUUGCUUAAAUCAGUUUAGUGAGAUGGAAAAGGGAAGAACUUAAAAGGGGAAUCUUUUUUCCUCUUGAGUUUUAUUUCCUUCUAAAUAGCCAUCUGUCAUCCUUCUAGUUUGAGAGGAGAUUGCUGAUUGCCCCUAUCUUUUCCCAUCCUUUUUGAGGGCUGAGCUCAGCUAAGUUAAGAAUGUUGUGAUUUUUUUUUUUUUUUAAGACUAAUUUUAUUAAAAAAAAAAAAGUUCCCUCUGGGGAAGGGAAGAGAGUGAUGAGAAGAGCAGCUGUGUGUAUUGAAUUUUCUCCACGUGAAUUGGUGCAGAGGUGAUCUUUUUUUAACUGCUUAGCAAUAACCACACAUUGGGGUUUGAGUGCACCUUGGGAUGGGUGGAAGGAGGACAGACUUUUGGCCAGACUGUUUCAAACAAAACCAAAAACCUAAAUAGAGCACUACCAUCUUCUGCUGCUGUGUUUCUGUAGAAAGCCACUUAUUUUUUAGAUUUUUUUUUUUAAAGAAAUGAAACAAAAAGACUCCAGUAAUAAGCAAAAAACAUUUUAAAAAAUGAUUUUUUUCCCUCCUGUUUAAGUGAUUCUUUCUCCUUCCUACUUUUGGAGAAUGAACUUAACAUCCUGGCUUCUUUUGUUAAGCCAUAGCUGACCUUAAUCUGUGGUUAGUUUAUUAAAAUAAUAAAAAAUACUUUGUAAGAAGAGAUAUUUUUGAUAAUAGGACUGAUGUUGAAACUUGGGGUAGGGGUUGGGGCAAUUUAUAAAAAGGUAGUUAGAGAAAUAUAUUUUAGUGAACUAUAACCACAGAUCACAGAUUACUCCAAUGAGCUGAUCUGUCUUUGGAUUUCCCCUUUUCCCUGACCCAUCCUUUUUCCCCAGGGGGUGGGAGUGGGCCUGUGGACACAGUACAGGGAAGCUCCUUUGCAUUUUGCACAAAGCACAAGUCUGGACAGUCUGUACUCUGGCCAGCACCAUUUCUAAGAGCUUUAAACUGGAGGACCUAUCCUGGGCCAGUUUUCCCUUUUCUUUCAGUUUUUUUUUUUUUUUUUUUCCCUGGGGGGGAAAAAUCAACUAUGCAAUUGUAUACACUACUGGGUGCAUAUGAAGAAGGGGAAUAAGUGUACUUAAGUGUCCAGAGUGUUAACUGGGGCUAUGCUUCUGUAUUUGGAUUUCUCUUUUGAGGUAUGUACUCAUAAACCAUCCUGUGGAAUAUAAUCCCCACAUUUGAUCCAGGGCAGACAUGGGCUGAAUGUGUGUGUUGGGGGAACUCAUGUUUGCCAUAUGUUGCUUCUGCCUAAUCAGGAACGUUGUCAUCCCAUCACCCCCUUGGUAACAAAGCCAGCCAAGAUUGUCCUCUUCAUUGGAACUGCCCACAGUUUAGAAAAUUUGCUUUGUCCUCAACAAACUUGAAAGUCACUUAUUUUCUAAAUCUGAUUAUCUGAUGACUUAAUAAUUUCCUAUGGCUAUUAAUUCUUAGACUUUUAUUUGAAAAUAGACUGGUGUUAAGGAAGCAAUGAGGUCAAAGGAGACAGGUUCCAAAGGAGAGUAUGUAUGUAUAUAUUUCUGGGCAGGGCCAGGGCUAGUAUGAGUUGAGCACUCCUCUCAGGUUCAAAAUUUAAGGAGAUGACGAAAAACAGUAAUCAAGAUAAGUACUGUUUUGGAGUUCCCAUCGUGGCUCAGUGGUAAUGAACCCAACUAGUAUCCAUGAGGAUGCAGGUUUGAUCCCUGGCCUCGCUCAGUGGGUUAAGGAUCUGGCCCUGCCCUGAGCUGUGGUGUAGGUCACAGACGCAGUUCGGAUCCUGAGUUGCUGUGGCUAUGGGGUAGGCUGGCGGCUAUAGCUCAGAUUCAACCCCUAGCCUGGGAACUUCCAUAUGACUUGGGUGCGGCCCUCAAAAAAAAAAAAAAAAAAGAUACUGUUUUAACGUAUUUUUUAAAAUUAAUGCAAAAAAUCCAUGACAAGCAAAAUAUCACAAUCUUAAAAAGAUAGGCUCCAACAGGACUGGGAUUAGGGUGAGGAGAGAAAAUCUGAAUUGAAUAAGUACAGGAUUGAAUCCUGUCUUUAUUUAAAAUUUUGAUGCUUUGUUCAUUGUGGAUUAGUUUUGAUUUUCAAAAAAUACUGCAUUAAAAUAGCAUCUUGCUUACUGGGUUUGGGGGCAUCCCUUAAAUUUUGUGCCCAAAGUGAGUGCCUUGCCCUCCUCAUCCUGUUUCUAGGGUUAGAACAACACUGGUGGGACCACCACCUUAUGAACUUCCGUCCCCUAAUAUGCACCCAAACAACAGGUGGCUCAAACUCACACCUAGAAUUUGCACAGCUCACCUAGCUUUCCUAUAGGCAUCCAUCUAUACCAUAGGAUUUUGGCCUGGACCAAUAGGAAUGGAAAUUGACCAGGGGUACUCCCAGGGAAUAAAACCAGGAAAGUUUUGAUUCUCCACUGGACUGCUGUGUUUGGAUUUGAUCUGUUACUAGAUUCUAGUUAAUACUUUUGUUUUUAAAAACUGAGGACAAAUGAACAAAAAACAGAAACCUGUGUCGUGUUUGUUUUUGUUUUUGUCAUGACUUAUAAAUUAACCAAUCUCAAUUCCUUCUGCCUUUUCAAAUAAAGGUGGAAAUUCCGGGGGAUGGCCUAGGAGUGACUGUGGGAAAAUAGGACUUUAUUUAGGCCCUAUAGCUUUUUUAUUAAGAAAUUUUUUAAUUUGGAAAGGUAACCUUAUUGAAGCAUUUAAAAAACCUCUUCAUUCUAAAGACAAGUGACCCUGAAUCAACGGAUGUUUUUCCAAAGGGAUGAAUAAAGUUUGUUUUACUUUA
This is a messenger RNA of Sus scrofa (pig), 6544 nucleotides long. NCBI's taxonomy places the organism in Eukaryota, Metazoa, Chordata, Mammalia, Artiodactyla, Suidae. The record is from RefSeq and is a predicted model, not a curated record.